AUGAACAAACAACCGGGGUACUGGUACCCAUCCAUGGGCAACCAGGAAUUGAUAGAUUGCUUCGAUACUUGGGGAAUCAAAUUGACCACCCAACAGCUCCUUAAACCGUCCCCCGAGUUCGUGUACGACGUUUACCUCGCUUGCAUUCUCCAGGUGAACGGGGUGACACAGCAAGUGCUGGAUGAAAGGCUCGAAAUAUUACUGGCCGCGAUUAAUGAGCCUAAUCCGGAUAUCUUUGGAAAUAGCCUUAGCCAAAACCUCAUCUUGUACCAGAUAUCUCGCCUUGCAGAUGCUGCGAAAGUGCCAGAUUUCAAUAUCAAAGACCUGACCUUUCCUGAUUCAACUCGGACGUGUGGCAUACUCUGUGCCAUUGCGAAUUUCAUCAAAUUCAACGAACAAUGCGAGGUCUUCAUCUCCGAGCUUCGCGACGGGUCUGCUGCUCUUGUAAAAGAACGAGAGAUCGUCGCAAUGGAGCUAGCUGAAGUGCGAAGGAACAAUGCUGCACUCAGUGCAAAGCAAGCGGAGGACAGACCUAUGUGUGAAAGCCUUCAACAAGAGAAUGCAGGUCUCACGGCACACCUGAUUGCGCAAAAAGAGAUACAAGGGGUUCUGCUGAAGGAUAUCGAAAAUCUCAAGGCGGACAGGGAGUCUCUAGUGCAACGAAAAGAAGGGCUCAAUGCAGACAGUGCAGUUGUGUCCGAUACAGUAGCACGUACACGUUCUCGCAUUGUACAGUCUCCGGAACGUAUCAGACGCAAUAUCUCAAGUAUGAGCACAACGGCAAUGGAGGACAAGAAGACACUUGGAGCUCAAGAGGCGAAAGCUCGCGAUCUUCAGGCCAAAAUCUCCGCUCUCUUGAAUAUUGAAAAGGACGUCCGAGGGGCCUUGGAGCAGCUACAAACUAUUGAGAAGGAAGCUUACGCUCUUGAACUCACCCAAAAAGAGUUCAUUGACACUCGAGACCAUCUCGACCAAAAGAAAAUCGAGCGUACAGAAUUAGAGAUGAAAUAUCAAGCAAGCUUUCGUGUGCAAAAACAGCUAUCAAACGCUCAAGAAAAAUUAGAACGCGCACAACAACACGCCGAAGAUAAGCGGCUUGCCGGUCAACACACGAUUGAGCGAUUGCAACGCGAAUAUGAAGAAAUGGUUCUCGACCGCCGUGACAAUGAAAAGCAGGUAGAGGAGUUGCGCAGUAAGGCGAAUGAGUUUGAACGACAGAUGGCUGAGCAUCUACGCAGUUGCGAAGCUGAGCUGAACGAGCUGCUCACAGAGUAUUGGAAACUGCGACAUGAGACUGAGGUAUAUAUGGAGAUACUCGCAAACAAGCUAGGCAUGCGUGUUUCUGCAACCUAA
Heterobasidion irregulare TC 32-1 is the source of this 1353-nucleotide messenger RNA. RefSeq lists its product as uncharacterized. The transcript has 9 exons. The record is from RefSeq and is a predicted model, not a curated record. NCBI's taxonomy places the organism in Eukaryota, Fungi, Basidiomycota, Agaricomycetes, Russulales, Bondarzewiaceae. Gene Ontology annotation, cellular component: kinetochore; Ndc80 complex. Bases 1 to 1353 code for a protein of 450 amino acids.